Neospora caninum is the source of this 1122-nucleotide messenger RNA. RefSeq lists its product as hypothetical. Bases 1 to 1122 code for a protein of 373 amino acids. The transcript has a single exon. The record is from RefSeq and is a predicted model, not a curated record. Lineage: Eukaryota; Apicomplexa; Conoidasida; Eucoccidiorida; Sarcocystidae.
AUGGCGCGUCUCGUACGGCUUUCAGUGGCAACCCUUCUGGUGUUCAUCAGUGUCUCCGUCACUUCACUCCGACCUUUUGACAGAGAUAGCCUCGCAGGAGAAGGGGGUUCAACUGACACACCUCUCGUGAUUUUUGGAGCUGCAAAGAUUCGCGGUCCCCUGGCACGAGCAGCCCGAAGGGGAGUUGCCAAAUUGGGACGCAAUGUGACUAAGUCUGUCCGUCGGAUUGGUCGCCGGACAGGUCUUCGGCUACUCCACGAAUCAAGGGGACACAAACGUACGCAUCCUCAACUGGUUACUCCCGGAGAACAGCCUGCAGUUGUUCCAGUGGCAGCGGAGUUCCUCAGAAAGGACAGGCAGCAAGCGAAAACCCGCCCAGCUUUGCUCGACAAGAAAGGGGCGGAGGCCGGCACACUGCGUCCGUCAGCCUCCGUUGCCGCACACGACACACUGCACGCGGUUACGACGAAACCCGCAGGCUCCCACGAUGCAACAAAAUCGGAGAAGAGGCAGAGCCCGCGUUAUGUUGGCCAGACGACCGUUGUUGUGGAAGGUGAAAGAGACUCUGCGAAGAACGGGAAGAUUUUACCACUGCGACGGCUCCAGACCACUUUUACACCGGUCCAUCAGGAGGCAUCCCAAGGAACGCUGCACGCCGCGAGACCGACCUUUGGAGCAUCUCCCUCGUAUACUGGCCACUCUGAUUACUCUCGAAGUGUAGCAUCAUAUUCACAACAACUCCAUGCACCUUCAUCCGGACCAAUUUUCCCAUUCGCGGAUCCGGUAGGCUCCGUGGCCUCGAUUGUGAACAGCAUGGGCAUGCCCACAUACCCAUCAAGCAGAUCUGUUUAUUCGGAAACCGACGACUGGGUGCAACGAGGCAUGCCAAGCACAUUUUCUCCAGCUUUCCCUCCAGAGGGGCUCGCCAGCAUUGCAAAUAGCGUAGUACAGACGCUCACUGCAGGUCCCCAAGCCUUGUUCAGAGGACAAACACAUGGCGCCGCUACCAACGACAUCUGGGGGUUCGCAGAUCUCGGAAACGUUCUGGCUAGAAACACCAACAACCUGCUGCAAACUGUCGGCGCGGGGAGCCUUGCUGGGUUAGGCUUCCCUCUUUGGUGA